CUCACACCUUAUUUUCUUUUUUCCACUCUAUUAUUUUUUUUUUCUAUUAUCUUUCUUCUUAUUCUAUCAUUAUUUUUUUUUUCUUUCAUUUUGAUAUACAAUGAGUGGACAAGAUUACAUUGGCUCCAAAAUAUCGCUCAUAAGUUUGAGUGAUAUUCGUUACGUAGGAACUCUUCACAGUAUUAAUACAAGCGAUUCUACUGUUUCUCUUGAAAAUGUUCGGUCUUUUGGUACUGAAGGUCGCCGUGGUAAUCCUGAUGAUGAAGUUAUGGCCUCUGAUACUGUAUUCGAUUUUGUCGUAUUCCGUGGUUCAGAUAUUAAGGACUUGCAAGUUUUCGAAGCCCCUGUUAAGGCAGCUCCUCCUCCUCCUCCUCCUCCUUCUAGACCUCAAAACCCUCCCAUCAGACAUUCAAUGGAAGGGUACCCUCCUAUGAAUCCUUACAUGAUGCCUCCGUAUCCUCCUCAAGCUCAUCAAGCAAUGUACUGGCAAAGUCCUAUGUAUCCUGGUCAACAGCCUCCUCUUGGUCAACCUCCAAUGCAACCUCCAACUUCUCAACAAGAACAACAACAACAACAACAACUGCCUCCACAACAACAAAAUCAACAACAACAGCAACAACAACAAUCAGUAUUGCCUCCAACCACCUCAAUGCCUCAACCACCUAUUUCUACCCAACCUUCUGCGCCUGGAUUAGAUUUGGCAGCUAAGGAACAGUCAUCCAUUUCGCCUUCGAAUAUUGCUGCAGAACUUAUCGAUCAACAAGAAAUUGAUGGUGCAGCUGUAGAAAACCUAGCCAAGCAAGUCAGUGAAUUGGAUACGGAUAUCAAGGAAACUGAAGAAGCUCAAUCAUUACCACCAGCACCACAACAACAGCCACAGCAACAACAACAACAACAAAGACAACAAACACACCAACGUCAAAACAAUUACCGUAAUGGACGUCAUGCCAAUGGACCUCGUACACGUGAUAAUAAUCAAAACGCCAAGCAACGCAUUACCAUCCCUCAGUCUGAUUUUGAUUUCGAAUCUUCCAAUGCCAAAUUCAGCAAGAAUGAUUUACUCAAGGAAUUGAUCAAAGGUGGUGAAGAUGAUGAUGUUCAUCAUAUUACUAAUGAUAAACAUCAACAACAUCAACAAGAAGAAGAGGAAGUGAUUAUCCCUCCUAAUGAUGAAGAAUUCUAUGACAAGAGUAAAAGCUUCUUUGAUAACAUCUCUUGUGAAUCCAAGGAACGUCAAGACCAAGAUGGUUCUGUUGAUCGUCGUGGCAAAUUCCAUGAAGAACGAAAAUUGAAUAUGGAAACAUUUGGUCAAGCAUCAGUGGAUCAAUCACGGUUCCGUAACUUCCGAGGACGUGGAGGCUAUCGUGGAGGCUAUCGUGGUAAUCGUGGCGGCUAUUAUCGUGGAGGUAAUCGUAGCAACUACAGCAGAAACACUUCUUACGGCUACAGAUCACAACAACAACAACAGCAAGUCGAAUCUCAACAACAAUAGAAUGAAUUGGAUGAUGGAUACCUUACACUUUCUUUUUUUUUUUUUCUUGUCCCCUUUUGUCUUUUAAUCACUUUUUCUUUUGCUAUGGUUUAGUUUUUUUUUUUUUUUUCGUCUAUAUUAGUAUUAUUUACACUUUCUCACUGUCUCCAUUCUCUUUUGUCUUUCUUUUUUU
Halteromyces radiatus is the source of this 1664-nucleotide messenger RNA. RefSeq names its product Scd6-like Sm domain-containing protein. The coding region runs from base 101 to 1492 and encodes 463 amino acids. The transcript is spliced from 7 exons. Gene Ontology annotation, molecular function: mRNA binding. The record is from RefSeq and is a predicted model, not a curated record. NCBI's taxonomy places the organism in Eukaryota, Fungi, Mucoromycota, Mucoromycetes, Mucorales, Cunninghamellaceae. Gene Ontology annotation, cellular component: P-body. Gene Ontology annotation, biological process: P-body assembly; cytoplasmic stress granule assembly.